Molecule: messenger RNA, 2723 nt
Organism: Pogoniulus pusillus (Red-fronted tinkerbird)
Lineage: Eukaryota; Metazoa; Chordata; Aves; Piciformes; Lybiidae
Gene: LMBRD1
Product: LMBR1 domain containing 1
Exons: 16
Coding region: 40-1656 (538 amino acids)
Biological process (GO): protein localization to lysosome
Cellular component (GO): lysosomal membrane
Source: RefSeq, a predicted model, not a curated record
GCCUCUGGGGCGGCCGCGCCGGUGUUGACGGAAGUCAAGAUGGCGGCGGCCGCCUCCGACCUGCUGACGGGAUGGUGCCUGUUCGGCCUGGCGCUGCUGGCCAUUCUGGUGUUCUGCUGGGUCUAUGUGCGCAAGUAUCAGAGCCGGCGUGAGAGCGAAGUGAUCUCCACCAUCACUGCCAUCUUUGCCUUGGCUGUUGCUCUCAUCUCCUCGGCACUGCUGCCAGUGGACAUCUUCUUGGUUUCAUACAUGAAGAAUCCAAAUGGGACGUUUAAGGCCUGGGCUGAUGCUAAUGUUUCCAGACAAAUUGAAGACACUGUGCUUUAUGGAUACUACACUUUGUACUCCAUCAUACUGUUCUGUGUCUUUCUGUGGAUUCCCUUUGUCUACUUCUACUAUGAGGAGAAGGAAGAAGAUGGUGGCAACACAUGCUCACAGGUUAAGACUGCACUGAAGUACACUCUGGGCUUCAUCACAGUCUGUGCAGUGCUUCUCUUAAUCGGGGCUUUUGUUCCUUUGGAUAUUCCCAACAAGAAGAAUUCCACAGAGUGGGAGAAAGUGAAGCUGCUGUUUGAAGAAUUUGGAAGCAGUCAUGGCUUGACUGCCCUUUCCUUUUCCAUUAGCUCACUGACUGUGAUUGGAAUGUUGGCAGCAAUCACUUACACAGCUUAUGGGAUGUCAGCUUUGCCCCUCAACCUGAUCAAGGGAACCACCAGUGCCGCUUAUGAACGUUUAGAGAACACUGAAGAUAUCGAGGAAGUGGAGCAGCACUUAGUGAGGAUUAAAUCCAAGUGCAGAGAUGGUCGCCCUCUGUCAUCGAGGGACAGGCGCAGUGUCCACCAGCUGGAAGAGAGGCUAAGGACCUUGAGAAGGAGAGAGAGGCACCUGGAGUCUAUUGAGACAAGCUGGUGGACAAAGUUCUGUGAAGCCAUUCGCCCUCUGAAGAUUGUGUGGGGAGUGUUCUUCAUCAUCGUGGCACUGCUCUUCACUGUCUCUCUGUUCCUCUCAAAUUUGGACAAGGCUCUGCAUUCAGCUGGCUUCAACUCAGGAUUUAUAAUACUAGGAACUAACCUGACCAACCCACUGAACAUGCUGUUACCUGUCCUACAAAGAGUUUUCCCACUUGAUUAUAUUCUCAUUACAACGAUUGUGAUGUACUUCAUCUUCACCUCCAUGGCUGGCAUUCGCAACAUGGGGAUAUGGUUCUUCUGGAUCAGGCUGUAUAAAAUCAGAAGAGGGAAAACUCGACCUCAAGCACUCCUGUUUCUCUGCAUGAUACUUCUGCUGAUAGUUCUUCACACCAGCUACAUGAUCUACAGCCUUGCUCCUCAGUAUGUCAUGUAUGGAAGCCAAAAAUACCUGGUGCAGAGUAAUAAGACACUUGAUGGCCAGCCAGGGAAUGUGACUUUUGUAUCUAAAGACUGUGAUGCAGAUGCACCUGAAGAGCAGUGCAUCGUCACCAGGACCUACCUCUUCCUUCAUAAAUUCUGGUUCUUCAGUGCUGCCUACUACUUUGGGAACUGGGCAUUCAUUGCAGUCUUUCUCAUUGGGUUGAUUGUUUCAUGCUGCAAAGGCAAGAAAUCAGUCAUUGAAGGCGAAGUGGAUGAAGAUGAUUCAGACCUGAGUGAUGAUGAACUCUCUUCUUACUACCACUGACAGCUUUUUUUUGUGUGUCUCCAAACCAAUUUGAAGUUACAGUGAAAGUCUUAGCCAUGUGGAAUUGGUGUCCCAGUAAGCAUCCUUGCACCUAUACAAAGAGAGGGAAUAAAUGUGCUCACUUACAGGGGCGGUGAACCCCAGAAGAUCACUUCUUUUGUCUCACUGGUUAUCACAGCAAAUAGUGAAGCUGGCUUGGAAUAACAGAUAUGAACCCUUGGUUUCUGAUUCACUGUCUGUGUAACUUGCUGCUGCCUGAUUCGAGCUGUUGUAACUAUUUCAUCGUUCCUCACUUUGGUUAACUUCAGUUUUCCUCAGCACUUCCAUGCCUACCUUGUGGGACUUCUUUUCUGGAAGCUGAUAGAUAAAACUAACUAAAAGACUGCAGCUGAAGUAUUCUGUCCUGUAGGACUUCUUCUCUGGAAGCUGAUAGAUAAAAAACUAACUAAAAGACUGCAGCUGAAGUAUUCUGUCCUGUAGGACUUCUUCUCUGGAAGCUGAUAGAUAAAAAACUAACUAAAAGACUGCAGCUGAAGUAUUCUGUUCUGUAGGACUUCUUCUCUGGAAGCUGAUAGAUAAAACUAGCUAAAAGACUGCAGAAGAGCUGCUGCUGGGAAGAUGUGGAUGAGGUGUUCACUUCCAGAGGGAUGUGGCUUCACUUUGCCAUUAGUUUUGGUGGCACUUUUGGUUGUCUCUCCUUUAAAAUAGGCCCCAGAAAAACAUCCACUGGAGUGGUGAUGCUCCCAGACUGAACAAGAAAUUGUUUCCAUCCUCUGCUCCCCACUGAGUUAAUUACCAGAGGAAUCCUCAGGUGGUUUUUUACCCUAGCAAGGUACCCAGGACAAUAUUCAGCAUGGCUGCAGUGCUUUAGUCCAGUUGUGAAGCUGCCUGGUGCCUGCCCUGGUAAAUAAUAACCAAGGGAAUAAUGAGGAGGUGAUUAAGUUGUAACUUAUUUUCCCCCUUGAAUGCAAAUGGUCUAACCUGAAGCUCUCUUGCAGUAUUUCAUGUGGCUGGUGUCAACUUGUUUACAAGUCAACAUGUUUCUAUAAACACAGCUCAUAAAUGUC